AUGUCAGACGCCGGCUGCGUCACAUCUCGCUCUUCGAGUGACAAUUAUGGAGGGGGCGGGAGCAGUGACAGCGGUAUUCAAAGCCCCAUCAAUAGUAGCGGAGAUGUUUUUGAUAUUAGGGAUGUCGAAAGCCCGAUAUCUGAUCAGGAUGACGAUGCCAUCGAGUUGCAGCGGGGAUCGACGACCUCCCGUGUGUUUAUGCAGGCCCUCACCAACCGCCUACUUCUCACACAAAUGGAAGGUGAUGGUACUGAAACGUUAGAUUUCACCGCCUGUGACAGUAGCAGCGGGGAUGAUUUUGUGAGUGUCAUGAACACCACCACUGCUACCACCGUGUCAGUGGCCCCGUCGCUUUCGUUGUCUUCGCUAGCGAGAGCCGAGCAACUUCUUCAGAAGAGCGUCACGCUUGUCAAUGGUGGUCAGCAUAUCACACUUACCAAAGAGGACCUUGAACGCCUCCGUGACAGUCGGUUGCUGCACUUUCUGGAGGCGAACUCUGCCACCUUCGUCAAGCACCUGCACGGACAAGGACAGGGACGGAACAUGCCUAGUGGAAAAGCUGCGGGUUGCGAAGAGAAUGCGGAGGUUAAGACCGAAGCAGAGAAGGUUGGAGGUGACGCAGAUCCAUUUGUGAAUGUAAUGGACGACGAUGGUGUAGAGUACCGUAUAUACACGGAUAAGGACGGUAAGUUGCUUGUUCCAGUAAACGCGGAAGACGAAGGGGGUGAUGAAGAUGUCGAGGAAGAGGAAGAGGAAGAGGAAGAGGAAGAAGGAGGAGAGGAGAGUGCGGCAAUUCAAGGUCGGACUCCCGUCGAGAGUGUUAGGGCGGCGAGCGCAACGGAGAAGUCGGCAUCCUCGAGGUCCCGGGGUGGUCGUAUUGUUAGGUUCAAAAAAGCUGCUAAACCGUUUGUCCGUGGAAUUGGUCUUACGGCAGAAGAGGACCGUCGGGUAAUGGAGUUGCUCAAAACGGACUUCACAAAUGAGCCGUCACCGUAUGACAUGGACACGGAGCGGGCUGAAGCCCUGGAGGAGCGGCUUAGAUGGUUUCGUGAGGUCCGCGGCCCUUUGAACUACCAGAAGGGAAGCGCCGAAUUCGACGGUGAUGACACUGAGGAUGAUAUACCGUUUGGCCGCCCAAGUACAGGGGAUACAACAUCGACGGUAUCCGUGAAGGCAAUUGGAAACUCCUACAUGCGGGAGGCGCGUGACCAACGAGUGCUGCAGGUCCGCCUAAAAUCCAUUAAUACUGAACUCUCUGCUCUUCAGCGGCUGCAGAGGCUUGAGGCAUUAUGCCCCACAGCGGGUGUGGAGCAUCUUGUUGGUAUUCCGAGGCCAGAGUGGUCGAAGGAAGUCCCACCCCCACUGGGUGAUGACAUAAUUCGUCAGUUGCUUGAAGAGGCUCAGUGUGAAAACAGAAAAGCGCAGGCGAAGGGUGAGAAACGCCCGCUGCAGAACCAGGACGAAGGCUUAAGUUACUUACAAGAAAAGUUGAGACUUGCAGCAAGUCGUGUAGAAGCCCUGUUUCCGCAGUCGCCAACCAGUGCGUAG
Messenger RNA from Trypanosoma brucei brucei TREU927, 1548 nucleotides. RefSeq lists its product as hypothetical. The transcript has a single exon. NCBI's taxonomy places the organism in Eukaryota, Euglenozoa, Kinetoplastea, Trypanosomatida, Trypanosomatidae. The coding region runs from base 1 to 1548 and encodes 515 amino acids. The record is from RefSeq and is a predicted model, not a curated record.